AUGCUAUGAGAGGUGCUGGGCAGCACUGGGAGCGUGGGACACUGGGGAGAGCUGUUGGAGGAAAUGGAAGGUACUGGUGGAGGGAAUUUGGGCUGCUGGGGGACACUGGGGAUGGGUGUUUGGGUGCUCAGGAGCACUGGAGGCCUGAUUUGGUGUGCUGGGGUGGGAUUUGAUGGGAAGCAUUGGGGUAGGAUUUAGGGGUGCUGGGGAGCAUCUUGGUUGGAUUUUGGGGUGCUGGGGAGCAUCAGGGAAUGCACUGCUGGCUACCCUGGAAGCAGGGUCCUGGGGGGUCCUGGGGUUGGACUUGGGGAUGUUGGGAGCAGGAUUGGGGUACUGGGCACACUGGAAGCAGGGAUCUGGGUGCUGGGAAUAGGGUUUGGGGCUGGGGACACUGAGGAGGCCACUGGGGUCACAUAGAGGGGCUGGGGACAGGGAUGGUGGGGUGCAGGGGUAACAGGACACCAUGACAUCCCCAUCCCCAGGGCUACAGGACGGGCUGGCCACAGUGUCCCAGGACCUGGCAGGGAAGAAGGGUGUGGAGCUGGACAUCGUCGAGUACUACUCCUACUGGCACCCUGACCCCAGUACCAUGCCUGAGCCCCGGCCAGCCCCCGGGGUGCGCAUCGGCUCCCUGAGCCCCUCGCACGUGGACCUGCUCAACGACACAUGGCCCUACGGGGGGAAUGCCCGCAGCCGGCGCUACCUGGCUGAGAUUUUGGGGCGCUUCCCGCAAGUCUGCCUGCAGGACAGCAGCGGGCAGCCCAUUGCCUGGGUGCUGACGGAUCAUUUUGGGACGGGCACCCACAGCUACACGCUGCCCGAGCACCGGCGGUGCGGCCACAUGCAGGUGGCACUGACGGUGGCGGCGCAGCGGGCACAGUCCCGCGGGUUCCCCACGUUCGGGCACACGGCACUGGGGAACCGGCCCAUGCAGCAGCUGCAGGAGCUGCUGGGCCACCAGCGCCUGCCUGGGGUCUGCCGCUACAUCCUGCACAAUCCCGGCCUGGACAGGGACGGGCCCUGAGGCCCCGCUGUCCCCUCUCCGUGCCCACCUCAAAUUAAACAGCGAUGUGGAGUCUCUGA
This is a messenger RNA of Cyanistes caeruleus (blue tit), 1083 nucleotides long. Lineage: Eukaryota; Metazoa; Chordata; Aves; Passeriformes; Paridae. The record is from RefSeq and is a predicted model, not a curated record.